GGUCAUUACACCCGAAUUGGCGCGAAGUUGUGGGGGAUGAAGGUCAAGUCUAUUAUUAUAAUGUGGUCACGAACAAAACGCAGUGGGAGAAGCCGGUUGUGGAGGAUCGGCAGACGCUAGAGGGAUAUAGCGUGGCGUCGAUCAAUGCGGUGAUCGAGCGGGUGAUGGCUUCGCAGCAC
This is a messenger RNA of Ambispora leptoticha, 179 nucleotides long. The record is from the annotation of a GenBank genome assembly. NCBI's taxonomy places the organism in Eukaryota, Fungi, Glomeromycota, Glomeromycetes, Archaeosporales, Ambisporaceae.